Mycena citricolor is the source of this 2359-nucleotide messenger RNA. The record is from the annotation of a GenBank genome assembly. NCBI's taxonomy places the organism in Eukaryota, Fungi, Basidiomycota, Agaricomycetes, Agaricales, Mycenaceae.
GUGAAGUAGAACCAGUCUCAUAAGAAGCCUAACACUGCACCCGGAUUAAGUACAGGCCGCGGCAGCAUACGGCAGAUGAACAAGACCUCAUAAGGCUUAGCUCAUCAACGGGAUGUGUCACGCGACGCGACACUUCGAAUUCUUCUUCAUCUUUACGGGCAGAUCAGCCCUAUCAGUCUGCCCAGCAGCCAGGCUCAGAGGACUGGUCGCUUCGGCUAAAUGUCAAUCGAGGUCCCCGCUUCGGGCUUGCAUGUGGUAAAGCUUGAAUGCGCUGCGUGGAAAUGGUUCUGGCGAUGUCUGGGCAGUGGAGAUAUAUGACCGGGUCCUGUAGCGGCUUUUUAAAGGUGCGCGAUAGAAGCCCAUUGAAACCCAUUCAUCAGGCCUGCAGGAUGCUAGCUUUUGGCUUCCUCGCGCUCGCGCUGACCGUCGCGUCUGCCACGCCCGUCUUCGACACGCUCGUCCUGCAUGAGCGUCGGGCAGUUGUUCCGGAGGGCUUCGUCGCGUCGGGAUCGGCGCCUGCUGAGAAGAUACUUCAGCUGAAGCUUAACCUGGCCCAGAAUAACCUCGAAGGGCUGGAGACGAAACUGCUCGCUGCUGCCACACCGGGUAGUGCGACCUACGGACAAUGGUUGUCCAAGGAAGAGGUCGACUCAUUCUCCACUCCCACUGCAGAGACCACUGCCGCCGUGUCUGAGUGGCUUUCCUCCAAUGGUCUAUCAUCGACACUCGUCUCUCCCUCCGGUGACUGGAUCUCCGUCAGCGUCCCCGUGUCCAAGGCAAACGAGCUGCUCGGCGCUGACUACCGGGUUUUCACGCACACCGCCAGCGGCACCGAGUCGAUUCGCACGCUUGAGUACUCCAUCCCGGCCGCGCUCAAGGACCACGUCCGCGUCGUCACUCCCACGACCAGCUUCAGCGGGUCCCGCUCCCUUCCUCGCGUGAUGGCGGUGAGAAGCAAGCAGCCCGAGCCGCGCGCGGCACCGGCGCCGGCGCCGGUGUCGGACGCCGUCCACGUUUCCUGCAACGACACGAUGACACCCAGGUGCCUGCAGUCCAUGUACCGCAUCCCCAAGACGCCUGCGAAGAGCAAGAAGGGAUCAAUCGGGGUAGUGGGGAUGUAUGAGCAGUGGGCGAACAGGGAGGAUCUGAAGGACUUCCUCGAGGAGCAGCGCCCGGACAUGAACUCCUCGACUACGUUCGGCCUCCUCUCGCUCGACAACGGAACGGAUUCGCAGGCCCCAGAUGAUGCCAGCGUCGAAGCUAACAUGGACAUCCAGCUCACCGUGGGCCUGGCAACUAACGUUCCGGUCACAUUCGUUUCUUUGGGGACCAAUAACACUGAUGGCGCGGACGGCGGCUACCUCGAUAUCAUCACAGGGCUCAUUGCCGAGAGCGCUCCACCCCAAGUGCUCACAACCAGUUACGGUCUGCUUGCUGAGUCCUAUCUCUCCGAGCCCCUCACCGUGGCGAUGUGCAACUCGUACAUGCAGUUGAGUGCCCGAGGGGUCUCUAUUCUGUUUGCCUCGGGCGAUGGCGGUGUUUCUUCGACCCCUGGUGUGCAGUGCAAUGGAACAGCAUUCGCGCCCACCUUCCCUUCCUGCCCUUACGCGACUUUGGUCGGUGCCACCUCCGGUAUGCCAGAAACGGGCGCGGCCCUCUCCGCUGGUGGUUUCUCGAACUACUUCCCUACCCAGUCUUGGCAACAAUCCGCCGUCAGCGCGUACAUCAAGUCGAUCGGCACGCAAUAUGCUGGCAAGUACAACACCACCGGUCGGGGGUACCCGGACGUCUCGGCCAGCGGUGUGAACGUCACGAUGCACCAAAUCGAUCACUGGGACUUGAUCGACGGCACGUCCUGCUCCUCGCCUAUCUUCGCGUCGGUGAUCGGCCUAAUUAACGACCGGCUGCUGACCGCCGGGAAGCCCGUGCUUGGCUUCCUCAACCCGUGGUUGUACUCCAACCCGCAGAUGUUCAAUGACGUUACGACGGGAAAUAACCCUGGUUGUGGAACGGACGGCUUCUCGGCCAAGGCAGGGUGGGAUCCCGUCACCGGCAUGGGAACGCCCAACUUCCCUGCUAUGCUGAAGGCCGCCGGUCUCUAAAUAAGACCAAAAUAAUGGGCACUUAGUGUUGUUUUUCUGAUCACAAAUCGAACUCUCAUGCUGAGAAACUCAUCUCUCCUUCUGCCGAGUUUAAAUUUCAACCUUGUGUCGCCGGGAGUACACGAGAGCAGCCCCGGAAACCUUUGAGUUGCCCUUCAAAACAACUGAUCUACAUUGAACUCCUAUGCUAGACAACGGGACUAGCCCGAGAGCCUUUCGCCUAGCGCUACUAGAAGGCGUUGACCCGAGAAUUCCAU